Messenger RNA from Tyto alba (common barn owl), 9430 nucleotides. It is a transcript of the gene RIMS3, whose product is annotated as regulating synaptic membrane exocytosis 3. Gene Ontology annotation, molecular function: transmembrane transporter binding; small GTPase binding. The record is from RefSeq and is a predicted model, not a curated record. The transcript has 7 exons. Bases 425 to 1588 code for a protein of 387 amino acids. NCBI's taxonomy places the organism in Eukaryota, Metazoa, Chordata, Aves, Strigiformes, Tytonidae. Gene Ontology annotation, cellular component: cytoskeleton of presynaptic active zone; presynaptic membrane. Gene Ontology annotation, biological process: regulation of synaptic plasticity; positive regulation of synaptic transmission; calcium ion-regulated exocytosis of neurotransmitter.
CCCACCAGGCUCCUCCCUCCUUCCCCACAGGCUUUGCCAAAGCACCCAGUUUAUCCCAUCAAUAUUUUGCCCCUCAUUUCUAUUUCAGUGAGAUAUUUGGGAGCUGGGGCUCCCUCACAGCGCCUGACACUGUCCGCUCCCUGGGAUGCACCAGCAGUGGGGCUGUACGGCCCCAUCCGCUCCCCGGGAUCCCCCGUGUCCCCGCUCCCCAACUCCGUGCCCCCUUGCUCCCCACUUUUCCCAGCUCCAUCAUCCCCUGGCACAUCCGUGACGCCCGGCUGGGGCGACCCAGCGGGCUCAUCGGGCACCCGACGCCUGGCACAGGGGGGGCCCCCCCCCAACCCCGUCGAGGCGCACCCCACCCCGGCUGGCCCGCUCUGCCCCUGCUUGGGGCUGGGAGGAGAACUGGGUCAGCGAUGUAACCAUGGAGAUGCUGGAGGAGAUGCUGAAGCAGCGCCGGCACAGCCCCGCUCUCCAGAACCCUUUAAAGAUUAACCAGCCCCGUCACCCUCCGUCUCCAGCCGGGGAUGGGGCUGGGGGGCUGAGCCUCCUCGGCGGGGAGCGCGGAGCGGGUGCUGCCCAGUCCCUCCUCCAGCUCCACAGGGCGCUGAUCCCACCCAGCAGAGCCGGGGGCCGGCGAGCGCGCCAGCGGCCGACCAUGUUCAACGGGGAUGCCAGCUCCUCGGCGGCCAGGAACGUCGUCCGCAGCUCCAGCAUCAGCGGCGAGAUGUACACCGUCGAGAAGAGCGCGCGGGGCAGCGCCGACUCCGUCGCCGUCACCGCCAGCAAGAAGAGACGCUCCAGCCUGGGCGCGAAGAUGGUGGCCAUCGUGGGGCUGUCCCAGUGGAGCAAGAGCACGCUGCAGCUCAACCAGACCGAGGGAGGCCCCAAAAAGCUGCGCAGCAACAUUCGGAGGAGCACGGAGACCGGCAUCGCGGUGGAGAUGAGGACCAGGGUCACCCGGCAAGGCAGCCGAGAGUCCACCGACGGCAGCACCAACAGCAACAGCUCCGACGGCACGUUCAUCUUCCCCACGACCCGGCUGGGCGCCGAGAGCCAGUUCAGCGACUUCCUCGACGGGCUGGGGCCGGGCCAGCUGGUGGGACGGCAAAUGCUGGCCACCCCGCCGAUGGGCGAUGUCCACGUCAGCAUGGCUGACCGGAACGGGCAGCUGGAGGUGGAGGUGAUCCAGGCGAGGGGACUUAUCCCAAAGAUGGGCUCCAAAUCCAUCCCUGCCACCUACGUGAAAGUUUACCUGUUGGAGAACGGCGUCUGCCUGGCCAAGAAGAAGACCAAGGUGGUGAAGAAAACCUGCGACCCGUCGUACCAGCAGCCUCUGCUCUUCGAGGAGAGUCCCCAGGGCAAAGUCCUGCAGGUGAUCGUCUGGGGAGAUUACGGGCGCAUGGACCACAAGUGCUUCAUGGGGAUGGCCCAGAUCGUCUUGGAGGAGCUUGACCUCUCCGGCGUGGUCGCGGGCUGGUACAAACUCUUCCCCACCUCCUCGCUGGCCGACUCCAGCAUCGGGCCCCUGACACGCCGCCUCUCCCAGUCCUCCCUGGAGAGCUCCACCAGUCCCUCCUGCCCGUAGGCAGCAGGUCGGUGGGAGAGCCCGGGAGGGGAAAGGAGACAUCCUGACCUACCAAAACUGUUAGUGGAUAGCUGUAAAUAUCCUGUCCUUUUUCUUUUUUGGUCCUUUUUUUUUUUUUUUUUUUUUUUUUUUUUUAAGGAAAAAAAAAAAAAAAAAAAAAAAAAAAGACUCUCCUUCCCAAAACAAACCUGCUCUCGCCGCACUCCUCCCCGAGCACGCGUCCCGGCGCGCAGAGGGGGAUGUCGGAGGGGGAGCGAGGUGUUUUGAGGCAGGGGGGGAAGGAGAAGCAAAAAAUAAAACCCCCCACCCUCCCCGUGAGGCAGACCGAGGGCUGCGACCGCCGACCGAUCCCGAGACUGUGAGCGCACCUCGUCCCGGCACCCGCCGGAAAGGAAUCGAAGCGCCGCGUUUCUCUCCUGACCACCCGGCGAGAGCAGCUCGGUCGGAUCCAUCCAGCGCCGCUGCAAGCAGCAUGUUGGCGAGGUUUCUUUUCCUUCGAUCUCAUUUCCUUGCCUCUGAGGAAAAAGUAGCUUUUCAAAGAAAAAAACCUCAGAAAAAAAUCCAACUCAGCACUAUUUUUAUUUUUAUUUUUAUUUGUUUUUUUUUUCCCAAGGAAUGUAGCAUCUUCUAUUAUGUAGCUUGCCACGUGCUAACAACACACUCACUCUCUGCAAUAUCUAAGAGACUCCGGAUUGACCGGAAACAUCUGCCACUCACUUCCCGUUUGUUCGUUUUCUGACACAAAUCCUGCAACACUGAGCAAGCACUUCUGGUGGUCAUUUUUCUUUUUUAUUUAAAUUUUUUUUUUUUUUUUUUUUUUACCGGUAGCAUGUAGCCUGUGACCAGUGACAUUGCCAAAGCGAGAGAGAACAGAAAAAGGUGCACUCACCUCACCCAAGCAUCUGCUGGUCUUACCCUCGUGUCUCACCACCGCCCGUGGUCUCGUGCGGCCGAAUCAAGACCCGAACUGUAAACCCGGUGAUGCCUCACGUGCAAAUUCGAGUCAGGAAAAGGCGGCUCGAUGGAGCAGGAGUACCGCGAUGCUGGGGGAUCGUCUGCCUCCCGCGAGGGCCAGCUCGAGGCCUGGGGUGUUCUCGGGUUUGGGGUGCCCUCCCUGGGUUUGGGGUGCGCUCCUGGGGUCUACUUGGAUUUCAAGUAGGAGCAGAGGGGUUGCCAGCCCCCGCGGCAGGACGCGCCUUUCUCCAACUCUCGACUUGGUGGUCCGCUACAGGGGAACAUCUCAACAGCACCUUCUGCUGAUCUGGAAUUAGGGCGACUGAGAGGUUACGAACAAAGGACUAGAUGCUUUGAAUUUAUUAUCAGGCUGAGUGUUUUGGGUUUUUUGUUUGUACGUUUUGUUUGUUUGUUUUUAAAGCAGCAUUUUGGUUCCCCCCAAGGGACCAGUUCUUGUAGCAAAACCGAGAAUUACGGAAGCUUUUUUUGAAGGUGCCUAAUGAAAUUUGCUGAAAAUACUCAGGGGAGACACCACUAGAAACUCUGGUUUCUUCUUAAAAGAUACUUAACACAAUGACUGUCCUGAAGGAUCAGUUUCCAAAAGAGAGGAAAAAAAAAACCAACACACCAAAAGAUGAGCAGUCCUGAGCCUGGAAGAGGACAGAAGGCCAAUGGGAAGUUUUGCUGACCAGGUGGCUCUGACCUUCAGUCUUUAACACAAAUCAACCCACAGCACAGUUGGGAUUUUUUACAAUUAUUUAUCGGCAAAGCAGAGAAUUUCACAAUGCACAGAGCACAACAGAACCAACCUGGGGUUCUCCUGGUGACACCAGGAACGACGAACCAGCUCGAACCCAUUGCCACAACGGAACGAAAGCAAACCUGAAGGAAAAGACUGUCGCGAUGACGCUGUCCCCUCCGCAGACCGGGGGUCAGCGAACCCCCACUGCUCAGCGGCUGGUUCACCCAACCCCGCCACGAUUUGAGCCACAGGGUGUCGAGGAAUUUCAGCUACUACUGUGGACUCUGGACCUUUACCAAAUCAAAAUCACUGUAGACCUCUGAGAAGAGAGCAGGCUGGCUGCUGCUGACCGGGGAUGGAGGGGGCUCUGCUUCGGGAGCCCAGCGCCUGCCUUGUAAAAGAUUAAAUCCUCGUCUGCUAGAGCGGCAAGUGCUCGUCAGAGCAACGCGGGCGGGUCUCUGAGCUCCUGCUGAAUGGCGACGGCCGGGACCGUGGGAUGCACUGACAGCCUCGAGCGGCUUGAGGAAGCAAACUCAGUGCCCUGACUACUGAAACAGGAAUAAACAACCCUUUGAACAGGACAUUCCUUCCCGAGCACGCAGCAGUUAUAUGAGGUCGACGACGCCUGGAUGAGGCCAAGCUUUCUCUGCCCCGGCACGCUGGGAUUUUGAAUAUAUCUGAGGGAAGGCAUCUUAAGAGGAAAAGCUUUCUGCUCCUUCAAGCUAACAGUUUGAUUUUGCUUUACCAACUCCAUUUCAAUGGAAAGAAUGACAAAUCUGCCUGCGGUGGGACAAUAACGGUGUCCGCGGGGAGGUGGAACAGCAGCGUGGGCAGAGCAGGGAGCUCUGCGGGUAUUUUCUGCCCGCUGGUGUGGACACAGCAUCCCACCCCCCUUCCCCUCCCAGCACACAGCUCGCUGGCUGGAAAUUUCUCCAGCGAGUUGCAGAGCUUCACUGCUCCCCCUCUUCGUGAGCAACGAAACGCUUUUCUUGAGAUAGAGGAGUGGGUGAGGAGCAGCAGGAGCACGGGGACAGCCAGGCGCGCACCCACAGCACCCGAUGCCUGAGGUCUAGCCAAAGGCUCCCUGGUUCUGCGCCGGUUGGAAAACCUGCCCUUGCUGGCACGUGGAAAAGCCAGAGCAAAGAAUUAUCGUCUGGAAGGCGCACCUGGGUAUGCCGGGGGACAGGGAAAACCCAAAUACUUUGGCUUGGUUUUUUAUCACUGAUAAGACCGAGGAUGCAGUGGAGGAGAACAGCGUCGCUGACAUCACAACAAACGCCCCCCCCAGCGUUUUCUCAGUGCUGUGUUCUCGUUUGCUGCAACGCGACGGGUUCGUGGGAGCGAUUCCUCCUGCUCGUGGAGACCAGCAAGGUGGAGCCACCGUGCCAACGACUUUAAAUGGUUGUCACUUGCUCACCAGACUAACUGAAAUCCAUCAAGACCUUAACUUCUUCACUUGCAGCACUACGCGGCCAGUCCAUCCCCCCCCCCCCCCGUCCCCCCCCCCCCCGAGCUGGUACUCACUUCUCUGGGGAAGCAUCUGGGUCAGGACCCACCUUUCCCUUGUGUGGAAACACUAAAAUGGGAGAAGAGACCGAAGUGUGCCACGUUUACAUCACAACAUCAGCUCCUUUGCAUUUCUUAACCCGUGAGCCCACGUCAGAUGUUUUCCCUCCUUGAACGACAAGAACAAAAAAGCCAAGAUACCCAGUUGCUUCCUACAUGAGACACGCCAGAAAAACCACAAGCUUCUGGACUCCAGGUUUUUUUCUGGGGGAACGUUUUGUCACCAAGGGCAUUUUUUUUUUUUUUUUUUUUUAAGUGUAUUAUAUGAUUUGCAAAAAGUGGCUGCACUGACUAGGCAUUAUGCGUUAGAUUAUUUCCUCCCUUUCCUCCACCUUCCACCAGGAAAGGAAAUUCAAACCAUUCGACUUGCCAGAUAUUUUCCCCUAGAAAGAAUAAUUAAUAUUCAACUGAAUUAUCUUUGCAGCCGGUUUUAUACCCAGCACCCCCAGCAGUUUGUGAGCAGCAAGUAGCACGCAGCACCCACCUGAGACACAGACCUUACUACAGCACAACUGACAGUAGAUGCUGGUGUCAGAAUCAAGGCACCAUACUUGAGUAACAAGCGUGGAUUUUGCCAAAAUAGCCUUGAAAUGAUGCUCAACCAUCCCCUAAACUCUUGUUAAAAAAGUCACAGCCACGCAGCAAAGCACAGGAAACACUGCAUGAUUUCACGCCCAGGUCUAAGUGAUCCCUGAGUUUUCUACAAGCCUGGAAUGGGCUUUAUUUGCCAAAGUCGAGUGAAAAUUUUCUAGGGCACCAGAAGGUGGGCCAGGCUUCUGGGCUUAAUCAGAAAUUAGCUCCUGUUUCAUCAGUGGCAUGGCAUGUUGAAAGCAUGGGGAGAGGAUGCUUAGACCUAGUGAGGUGCAGAACCAAUUACCUGGCCAGCAAUCAGAAAACUAAACCUAUUGAGUGGCUUUGGAAAAUGCCACAGAGCAACUGAGAUGGUGGGAAGCGUUCCCUCCGCGGCCACCUUCUCCAGCUCUUAAAACCUUUUUCUCCAGAAGCAGUUACAGACGUAGCUCUCGAUUGCAAAUACGAGACCAGAAAUUCCCGCAGGAGCGGGAUCAGGAUUCCUUUUGCUGGUAGGGAACCGCUUCUGUUCCCUCUCUUACACGACCGCUCUAGCAGCCACGAGACUUGAAAAGUCAAGCCUGGAUUCGUACGGGCUGGUGCACAUCGGUGCACGCGAGAGGAGUUAACACUUUUAAAUACCUUCGCUUGUUUAAGUGGGCUUGCAAAUACUCAGCAGCAGUGAGUACACCUUAAGGGUCUUUACUGAUAUGAGACCAUUUAUAAAAACAGCACCGGUGAUGUUUUUUCAGGCACAAAGAUUCCACCUCCUAUUUUCUUCCAGUUGACUCAGACACUUCUUCCCAGAUUGAUGUGAAACGCUUGGACAAUGCACAUCUGUAAACUUCCUUAGGGGUGUGCAUUUGGUUACUGAUUUGGAAAAUAACUGCAUUUGAAAGGUCAAGGAACAGUGGUCAGGCACCGUUCUUCUCGAUGGCUGAAUUCAAAGUCUAAAUGGGUUUUGCAUCACAGAUGGAAAAAGAUAUGAAGAGCUCUCUCUGCUUUCCUUUGGGUUUUCAUGCCUCCAGACACGUGUAAAAUUACCUUCAGUAAAAGCAAGGUUUGCAUCCUGUGACGUGCCAAAGGCAUGACGGCCCGCUCCAAUGUUUCUCUAGCAAAGCUGUUUCAACUGGAAGUCUUCCUUCUACUUCAUGUUCACGAGCAUAGGAAACACCCCAACCCUUGGCUGGCUGUUAGGGGGGCAGGAGUUAUGUUUAUGGGCUACAAAGAAGGUUGAAAGGCUGCAGAAAAGACUUCCUAUGGAAAAAAAAAAAAAAAAAAUGUCUGCAAUAAGCAUGCUUGGAAUUGGUGGGGUAAAGACACGCUAUGUGCGACACAGCCAAAGUGAAACAAAACCGACUCGGUGACCAGAUGUGACAGUAACGCUCACCUUAACUGAGCUGGUCCGUAUUUGGGGAAGAUUUAGGGUUUAAAAGUAGACUUGGAAAAAUGUACAGUAAAGGGCCUAAGUGUUUGUCUUGCUGUCUGACUAACCGCCACACUGUUUAGCCCCGCUCAUCUGCCUCGGGCACAGGCGCCAGGACGGAGCGCAGCAGCAGCUGGGGACCCAGGAGGAAGCAGCUCGGUUUAGCGGCCGCCGCCGAGCCCCGCGAGCUGGUGUGACCACGGCGCCCGUCUGGAGCUCCGAUUAUUGGUAUACCUCAUUAUUUUUUUUUUUAAAUUUUUUCUCCCCCGCCUCCUUUUCCUCUUUUUUAUUUUUUUUUUAUUUUUUUUUUUUUUUUUAAGAGCCAGAGCUUCGUGCACUCUCUAUCACAUUCAGGUUAUUUUUUUUUUUUUGUUGUUGUAACUGUGCAAUGAAGGGCAAUUACACGGGGUGUGCGUUUCCCACCUGCUCCCAUGCUGGUUCCCGCGAGCCCGACCGCCGCUUCGUUUAGCACUUGCACUAAUGAUUGCUGAGCUACGGGGCAAGGGGAGCAAGAGGCCAGCGAGCGCUGCUCUGGAGGGAGGGAUGAUUCGGCUGGACGGUGGGUACCCCCCCUUUCAGCCGUCCCGGUGAAAACACGCAGACGAGCAGCGCUCCAGAGGCCGCCCCUUCGCCCGAUGCGGGCGGGUGUUCGCAGUCCUGCUCCCCUAAAACCAUCCCCCCCCCCCUCCAAAAAGGGCCGGCAAGGAGGUGAGUGUCUCGGAUGCCACAAGCUGGGGACAGCGCUGCUGCUCUUGGAGGGGCACCGAGCCCCCGCUAAAGCUUUCGCCUGGAGUAGAUGGAGCCUCAGGAGGAGGCAGGAAUUGCGUCCCUCGGGCGGGAGGGCAGGGAUCCCAGCAGCAUCGCUGUCCGGGCGUAUCUGCUAGAUCCCAGAACUCACUAAAAAAAAUAAAAAAUUAAAAAAAAAAAAAAAAAAAAAAAGGGAACUUUGUCCUAACUUGUAGUAAGAUCGUGAAGCAAUGCUUGAUGCCAGAGGGCCCCUGGACGGAGCAGCACCCCCCUCCUUGUGCCCACCUGGCCAGGGGCCCUGGCAGCGGAUGCCUCUUGAAUGUUAGCACUUUGAAGUUGGUGGCCUUGUUUUCUCAAAAGGGCUUGAUCUUUUCAUGCAGUUUAAACUAAAUAAUCUUCCCCAUCAUGUUGUCCUACUCCCCACCUCAAAUUUAAGCUAUGAACAAGCGCCUGGGCCGUUUAAGAUAUUAUCCAGGACUUAAGAAUCUGUCAUUAAUCUCAGAAGUUUAUACCUCAAAUAUAAAAACACAUACAUCUGUCUUAGUAACAACACUUGGAAAAGUAGCAGCUCCAAGUUUGAAUUGAAGUUUGUCCUUGAAUUUGGUUACUAACAGCACCAGGGAAAAAAAAAAAAAAAACAAACCAAAACCAAACCCACGUAAGCACGGAGAGAAAAGCACCAAUGAAUUUUUUAGAAGCACUCCAACUGAAGCAUUCAUCCUAUCAAAAAAAUUCAGAAUUUAUAUUCCCGAACGAGACACGUGAGGGAUUUUACCUAUACCUUACAAAUCUUUAAACCCAGCCUAUGCCUUUUAAGCUGUGUUAGUCCCCUAAAAAGCAUCAGGGGGCAUAAAAGGGUCCAAGAUUGCUAAAGGUAUGAGGCAAUGAGAGAUGCACCUGGGACAACCCAGCCAGCCAUUGCUAACCACAGCCCUUCUCCAGGGAGCUGCUUCAGAAAGCUCAAACGAGUAUCUUGAGAGGGGUGCACCCUACGAAAGCGAUACAGCCAAGCAAGGACGCAGAAAUCCAUGCUACUUCCCAUUUUCCACCCCAAAUUCCCCAACAAGCCGCAUCGAAAAAGAAUUGCCUAAACCAAGAGAGUCCCGUUAGACCGGGGAGUUGGCAGAACUCCAUUAACCAGGAGUUAAUUGCUGCCGCGAGCUUAGCCUUCAAUCCCUUAACAAAAAAGGUAGCAGACAUCUCACCGUUUGAGCGGCACACGUCAACCUUACGUCUGUCUGUGCAGCCGUUACCUACGGGGAAGAGGAGAGUUAGGUGCAGAACUCGUACCGCACUGACACGUCACCCCGGGUAGCUCUGCACUUCUGGAAGCCAGGGCGUAACCACAUUUAGUGAAUAAACCUGGCUGCCUUCACUAGCCCACUCGUAUUUUGUGAUAAACUUUGCUUUGAUGACAGAUUCGCGAGUUUAGCAACUCCACCUUAAAGUAAAUGCCGCAGAGGGGAGAACUUGGGGGGUCCCUUAAGCCCCAGUUCCAUGUUCGAGACAAGGGGAUGGGCUUGUGAUGGAUACUUGAGAAUGGUAAUAGAUUAAAAAAAAAAGAAAAAAAAAAAAAAAGGCAAAUGGCAAUUUUAUACCCGUGUUAUGUAAUGUUUUAUAUGUGUGUGGUCUUUCUUAAUGUAAAACUCUUGUAUUUUUGUGGUUUAUAUGCAGCAGGACUGACGGCUGUGAGGGUGCACGCUAUUUUGUAAAAUAUUCUUAGCCAGUUUUCCCAAGGAGGAAAAAACCCGAAGCAUUCACAUUUUCAUUGGCUUGUACCUGCAUGUACAGUAUUGGGGCAGCAAGUGAAGAUGAUUAAAGCCAGCUUGAAAACUUU